Onychostoma macrolepis is the source of this 4400-nucleotide messenger RNA. Its product is annotated as atrial natriuretic peptide receptor 1. The transcript is spliced from 24 exons. Gene Ontology annotation, biological process: receptor guanylyl cyclase signaling pathway; intracellular signal transduction; protein phosphorylation. Lineage: Eukaryota; Metazoa; Chordata; Actinopteri; Cypriniformes; Cyprinidae. The record is from RefSeq and is a predicted model, not a curated record. Gene Ontology annotation, molecular function: protein kinase activity; ATP binding; guanylate cyclase activity. Bases 210 to 2798 code for a protein of 862 amino acids.
CCUGAUCCCACGCGCUCUUGAUGUCCGUCUCACUGAAGAAAUACUUCCCCAUCAUCACGAGCCCAGAAGAGCCCCGCUGACAGAGUCCUGAACAGAGAAACACACAUCUGUGAAGGACGCAUGUGCAAACCCUUCAUCAUCUUCAUCCUUCAGUCUGAUUCUCAUUAGAGUCUCACAGCAUCCGUCUGCAUCCACACGAGCCCGUCGACAUGAGAUCCCACUGCAUCUGCAUGGUGUGUUUUGUGGUGUGUGUGUUUGGAUGGCAUGAUCUGGAUAACCGUGAAUAUGACUGCUGGCCGCUGGACAAACCUGACGAACUCAACAUGAUCGACUGCGGAGGUCUAGAGAUGGCGUGGGUUCUCCGUCCUCCAGAGAAGGUUCUGAGCGGUGAGGAUUUCACUGUCAUUUACUCCGUGACCGUCAGAGACGAGUUUUACCAGUGGGCCGUCGACAAUGACAUCUUCAUACACCGGUCCAUCACAGAUCCAGCUGAAGCCAGACACUUCUGUGAGCAGCACGAAUGUCCCGCCGACUGGAAGAACGCCAACGGAGAAAACUGCUGCAUCCAUCACGCCAACAUCCACUCCUGCCCCAUGGGAUUCAUGAAACAAGCGGAGGAGAGAAUCUGUGGCCCCUGGAUCCCUGACGACGGCCGGAUAUUCACUCACACCAUCUCCACUUCAGGAACAAUGGCCCAGACCAACUGGAGCGCCAAGGUGGUGUUGUUUCACGAGGGAUUGACGUCUCUGAUCGCUCACAUCCGUGUGGGAAACAUGCAGGUCGCACUGGAGGCCAAGAGCACCGUCCUGCCCGCUAUCAUGUGCGGUGAUGGUCUGUGUGAGGAAGACGAGAGCUGCUCCACGUGUCCCGCCGACUGCGGCGACUGUCCUCUGAGCUCUGCUGCUCGAGCUGCUAUCGCCCUCACCGUCACCACCAUCAUCAUCAGCUUCAUCAUCAGCGCUAUGUGUUUUAAAUAUCAGAAACAGAAACUCUUCUGGGAUGAGAGCUGGAUCAUUGACUUCAAUCACAUUAAACAAGAUUACAUUGCCCGGGCAACGAUGGGCAGCAUCAUGAGCGUCCCAGCGGCCAACAGCGACUCUAACGCCAGCUGUGUGACGGCACUGAGCUCCUACACAGGCGCCACCACGUCACGCAAACAACUCUACACACAGACCGGCAUCUAUGAUGGACGAACUGUUGCAAUCAAGAAAAUAAAAACGAAAACGUUUUCCCUCACAAACACGAUUCGCCAAGAAGUGAAGCAAGUCAGGGAGCUGGAUCAUACCAACCUCUGUAAGUUCUUUGGAGGUUGUGUGGAGGUUCCCAACAUCGCCAUAAUAACAGAGUACUGCCCUAAAGGAAGCCUGAACGACGUCCUGCUGAACGAUGAGAUUCCCUUAAACUGGGGCUUCAGGUUCUCCUUCGCUACAGAUAUCGCUCGCGGGAUGUCGUACCUCCAUCAGUUUAAGAUCUGCCAUGGACGACUGAAAUCAGCCAACUGUGUGAUCGACGACCGCUGGGUGUGUAAGAUCACAGAUUACUGUCUGUGGACGUUCCGGCGCGAGGACUGCGCUGAGCCACUCACCACCUACCAGCAGAGACUGAAGGAGGUUUACACGCCGCCCGAGGCCCAGAGCGGCAGCCAGGAGCCCACGCUGUCCGGAGACGUCUUCAGCUAUUCAAUAAUCUUACUGGAGAUCGCCACCCGGAAUGACCCAGUGCCGGCGGAGGACAGCUCUCUGGAGUGCGGCUGGUGUCCUCCGCUGCCGGAGCUGAUUUCGGGGAAAGCUGACAGCACCUGCCCCUGUCCUGCUGAAUACGCUGAGCUGAUUCGCCGAUGCCGUGCUCAUAACCCCACCCACCGGCCCACCUUUGAGCAGAUCCGCAAGUUUGUCCACAGAAUCAAUCCACACAAAGUCAGUCCUGUAGACAUGAUGAUGGAGCUGAUGGAGAAGUACAGUAAACAUCUGGAGGUUCUGGUCAGUGAACGGACUCAAGAUCUGAUGCUGGAGAAACAGAAGACCGACAGACUGCUUUACAGUAUGCUGCCUAAACAGGUGGCUGAUGACCUGCGUCAGGGCAAACCUCUACAAGCCCAGAGUUACGUCAGCGCCACUGUGUUCUUCAGUGAUAUCGUGGGAUUCACGCAGUUGUCCAGCAGUAGCACUCCUUAUCAGGUGGUGGACUUCCUCAACAAGCUCUACACCACAUUUGACGAGAUCAUCGACAACUACGAUGUUUAUAAAGUGGAAACCAUCGGCGAUGCAUAUAUGGUGGUGUCCGGCGUGCCGCGAGAGAACGGGAUUCUGCACGCGUCUGAGAUCGCCAGCAUGGCUCUGGAUCUGGUGUCUGUCUGCAAGACCUUCAGAAUCCCCCACAGACCACAAACCCAGCUGCAGAUCCGCGCUGGAAUACACUCAGGUCCAGUCGUCGCAGGAGUUGUGGGAACUAAGAUGCCGAGAUACUGUCUGUUUGGAGACACGGUGAACACGGCGUCCCGCAUGGAGUCCACCAGCGAAGCGCUGAAGAUCCAGUGCAGCUGGAGUGUGUUUUACCUGCUGGAGGAGAUCGGUGGAUAUGUGCUCACCUGCAGAGGAGUCUUACAGGUCAAGGGUAAAGGUGACAUGGUGACGCACUGGCUGGAAGGCAAGUGUUCCUCUGCUCCGGCUAAAGACGCGAGGAAACCCGUGACGCUGCAGGAGAGCGAGAGAGUCCCGGAGACGCUCGCUGACGAUUACUCCAGUAUCCCAGGAGUCCUCAGCGGCUCCGACAGCGCUGACCUGCUGCGUGACCCCUGACCCCUGUAGAGCACGCUUUAGUGUACCUGCUGUUUCUUUAGGAUGGUGACAUAUACUGACUUUAGUUGUAAGUGUAUCUUUAGCUGUACUUCUGUGUUUUUUUCAGUGUUUGUAGCAUCAGAAUAACAGCAACAGAGCCUAAAUACUAAAGCACUGAUCAUAUAGAUUUAUAACUAAAAAAAUUAAAACAAAUGCAUUUAAUGAUGCUGAUAUGCCACUUAUUUAUUUUUGUUUAAUUUUAUUUUAUGAAAAAGAGCUUCAUGCUUUUAUUCAUCAAGGCAGCAUUAAAUUGAUUAAAAGUAAAGACAUUUCUAAUGUUACAAAAGAUUUCUAUUUCACAUAAAUGCUGUUCUUUUGAACUUUCUGUUCAUCUGUGAAUCCUGAAAAAUCAAAUGUAUCACGGUUUCCACAAAAAUAUUGUGCAGCACGACUGUUUUCAACAUUGAUAAUAAUCAGAAAUGUUUGUUGAGCAGCGAAUCAGCAUAUUAGAAUGAUUUCUGAAGAUCAUGUGACGCUGAAGACUGCAGUAAUGAUGCUGAAAAUCACAGAAAUAAAUUAUAGUUUAACAGAUAUUCACAUAGAAAAUGGCUAGUUUAAUAUGUAAUAAUAUUUAACUAUUUUUACAGUAUUUCUGAUUAAAUAAAUGCAGCCUUGGUGAUCAGAAGAGACUCUUUCAAAACUAAAGAUCUUACUGGCCCUUUUGAACAGUAGCGCAAAUGGACAAAAAUACAUGUACUUAAUGUUUCAGACAUUCAUUCAUGUCCUUGAAUACACACUUAAGCAUUGUAUAUUUACACACUCAUGCGCACACACACACGUAAAUGAAAGUGUGGUGAAGAGAGAAGAACAGUUUCUGGGUUACAGAGAGAAUUUGGGCUCAGCUGCUGAUCUGAAUGAGAAGCUCUUCAGCAGAAGAACACGAGUGUGUGUGAGUGUGUGUGUGUGUGUGUGUGUGAGAGACGCGUGUGUUUAAUUAACAGACAGGACGAGGUCCGUCACUCGUGUGUCGACUGCAGCUGAUGCACAAUAUCAUAAAUCAUACCUUAUACAAUGCAUGUUUAUGAUGCUUAUUGGUCCUUUAUAUGGUCCAAAUUAAACUAAUAACUCAAAUAUGGUGUGUGUGAACUUCUUGUUUAUAGGUCUAUUGUAUUAAAUCAGUGAUGCUGGUAAACAUCAUACACACACAGAUCUCAGCACUACAGGUGCAGUGACCAAAACGCACACACACACACACUGAUUUCUAAAUGUGAAAGAGACGAGAGCUUUCUGUGGUGAGAGGAAUAAUCAGGUGUCUGAAGGGUCUCAUAAUGAAAUGCGUGAGCGGCACACGAGCACAAAAGAGCCAUUCACUCAAUCAUUUCAUUAACAUCACAGAGAGAACAGCAGACGCAGACACAUGAAACACUCCGGUCAUCAAACACAGCUCUGAGAGAAAAACAUCCACUCAAACUUUCAUCAAACACAACUUCAUCUCUGAAAAAAUCAUAUAGCAACUAUAUGUAUAUACAUACAGUAUAAACUACUUUUUUAUAUAUUGUGGUUUUUAUAUGAAACUAUCAUAUCUUGGUGGUAUUAAUUAAAUAUGAUGGUGCUUUACUGUAA